CUAUAAAUAAGAAUGGUGAAUUCUACGUAGCAUAUUCAUAUACAUCUUUUGUUUUUUCCCUAACGAAUAAAAAAAGUGGCAGAGAGGCAGGGAAGAGUCAAUGGGGAGAGACGAAACAUCUGAAACUGAAAAUUGAAUUUUAGACUACAAAGAACUAAUUAAUAUAUAAGCAAACCCCAACAGGUUAAAUCUCUUUCUAAAUAUUCAUACUAUAAAGGAUCAACUACAAUGCUGAAUGGAAUCAGAACACUAAGAAACAGAGAUGAAGAUAAAUCCCAACGUUUUCAGUAGAGUGAAAUCGAAACUCAUAUUUCCGCGAAUCCAGGCACAAAGAGAACGUGUUCGGAUUGAGAAGGGAGACUCACUGAAGCCAUUUUCGACGAGGUAAUUGAAGGCGUGUGACCGUCGCAAUUGUAUGUGAGUGAACUUGUUUGUUAUCUGAAGAAGGAAGCUUCUGGUUCUGGAGGCACUAUGCACUGUGCAGUGACGGAAGUGAGAAUCACCAAAUUUUCACUUGGUCACUUAAUUUUAGUUUUUAACGCAAUAUUUCCUCAAAUGAUAUGGAAUAUUGUGGAUAGUUUUUCUAUCUUCCAUUACGUGUAAAAAACUUUGCUAGCUUGCUUUCGUGUCCAGUUUUGUUUCUUAGGUAAAUAACAUUUUGAUUGUGAUUUCAUAAAUAAUAAUUCAGCCUAUUUUUUUGGCGUUAUUUUCAAAACUUUUAUUUCCUCACGUCACAAAGAUCUUAACCAAGGAAGAUUCCUAUUCCGUUAGCUGAUGGUGCAGCAGUUUGGUGUGUAACACAUGUAGGGGUCAAUAUCAGUUGGACAUUUGUGGUAGGAUCUUGACUCACCAAUAUAAGCUUGGUGUGUAACACAUGUUGGGGUCAAUAUCACCCUCAUUAUUCUUCUUGUGAUUUUGAACAUAAUGUAUAAUUUCAAAGUGAUGUGAUUCCAGUCCAAAAUAUACAUUAGAAAAGUCAUCUAACGUCGAUUUCACUUCAAUGACGACUUCACUUAGCUCUCACUGCUUCCACUAUGCAAAACCACAUUCUAUCUUUAUUUAUACCAAUCUUCUCUCUCACAUUUCUUAUAUCAAAAUCCAUUCUUUCUUUCAAAGCUGUUUUCAUCAUGUCUGAAUUGCUUUUCAGUUUGAAUUUUCUCUUGCUACUCUUACUAUCUUGUGUCUCUCCUUCAAGCUUCUUCACUUUUAAUAACCCUGUUGUUGGUCUUGGUGCUUGUGGUCCCCACCAGAUUCAAGCCUUUACGCAGUUCAAGAACGAGUUUGAUACUCGUGCUUGCAACCAUAGUGACCCUUGGAAUGGAGUGUGGUGCGAUGACUCCACGGGUGCGGUCACGAUGCUACAACUCAGGGCAUGUCUUAGCGGAACUCUGAAACCUAACAGUAGCCUUUUCCAGUUUCAUCAUCUCCGUUCCCUUCUUCUCCCUCAUAACAACUUCACCUCCUCUUCAAUUUCUUCCAAGUUUGGAAUGCUCAACAACUUAGAGGUAUUGUCUCUUUCAAGUAGUGGCUUCCUCGCCCAAGUUCCUUUUUCAUUUAGUAACCUAAGCAUGCUUUCCGCCUUAGUCCUUUCCAAUAAUGACCUCACUGGUAGUUUAUCAUUUGCGCGGAAUCUACGCAAGCUCAGAGUUUUAGAUGUUUCUUAUAAUCACUUCUCUGGAAUUUUGAAUCCCAAUAGUAGCCUCUUUGAGUUGCACCACAUCAUUUACCUUAAUCUCCGUUACAACAACUUCACCUCCUCUUCACUCCCUUAUGAAUUUGGCAAUCUCAACAAACUAGAGGUCUUGGAUGUUUCCUCUAAUAGCUUCUUCGGUCAAGUUCCUCCCACUAUUAGUAACCUAACCCAGUUAACCGAGUUGUACCUUCCCUUGAACCACUUCACUGGUAGUCUUCCGCUUGUACAAAAUCUAACCAAGCUCUCCAUUCUACAUCUUUUUGGUAAUCACUUCUCUGGAACAAUCCCUUCUUCUCUCUUCACUAUGCCUUUCUUAUCCUAUCUUUCAUUAAAAGGAAACAAUCUCAACGGUUCAAUUGAAGUUCCUAACUCAUCUUCGUCAUCAAGGCUAGAGAGUUUGCACCUAGGUGAAAACCAUUUCGAAGGAAAAAUCCUAGAGCCUAUCUCAAAGCUCAUCAACCUCAAAGAGCUCGACCUUUCUUUCCUAAACACAAGCUACCCAAUUGACUUAAGUCUCUUCUCCUCUCUCAAAUCUUUGUUGCUCCUCGAUCUUUCCGGUGAUUGGAUAUCAAAGGCUAGUUUAACUUUGGAUUCAUACAUUCCAUCUACCCUGGAAGUGUUGCGUUUGGAGCAUUGCGACAUCAGUGAUUUCCCUAACGUCUUCAAGACCCUUCAUAAUUUGGAGUAUAUUGCCUUAUCCAACAAUAGAAUCAGUGGGAAAUUUCCAGAGUGGUUAUGGAGCCUUCCUCGUCUGAGCUCAGUGUUCAUUACAGAUAAUUUGUUAACUGGCUUUGAAGGGUCAUCAGAAGUUUUAGUAAAUUCAUCAGUGCAGAUCUUAAGUUUGGAUACAAACAGUUUAGAAGGGGCACUCCCGCAUCUACCGCUCUCUAUCAACUAUUUCUCUGCAAUAGACAAUAGAUUCGGAGGCGACAUACCUCUUUCAAUCUGUAAUAGAAGCUCGCUUGAUGUUCUUGAUCUAAGCUACAACAACUUCACCGGACCAAUUCCUCCAUGUCUGAGUAACUUAUUGUAUUUGAAACUCCGAAAGAACAACUUGGAAGGAAGUAUUCCUGACAAGUAUUAUGAGGAUACGCCUCUACGGUCACUCGACGUUGGCUACAAUCGAUUAACAGGGAAGCUGCCAAGGUCUCUUAUAAAUUGCUCAGCUCUACAGUUUCUAAGUGUGGACCACAACGGAAUCAAAGAUACAUUUCCUUUCUCCCUCAAGGCUUUACCGAAAUUGCAAGUCCUUCUCCUCAGUUCAAACAAAUUCUAUGGUCCUCUAUCUCCUCCUAAUGAAGGUCCUCUGGGUUUUCCUGAGCUGCGGAUACUGGAGAUAGCUGGUAACAAACUAACCGGAAGCUUCUUGUCCUCAGACUUUUUUGUGAAUUGGAAAGCAUCAUCACACACGAUGAAUGAAGAUCUGGGUCUAUAUAUGGUAUAUGGCAAGGUUAUUUUCGGGAACUAUCACCUCACCUAUUAUGAAACUAUAGAUUUACGAUAUAAAGGUCUAUCUAUGGAGCAAAGGAACGUCCUUACUUCCUCAGCCACCAUUGAUUUUUCAGGAAACAGACUUGAAGGAGAAAUUCCUGAAUCUAUUGGUCUCUUAAAGGCACUGAUCGCACUCAACUUAUCGAACAACGCCUUCACAGGCCAUAUUCCUCUUUCUUUCGCCAAUCUUAAGAAGAUGGAGUCACUAGACCUAUCAAGUAACCAACUCUCAGGGACUAUUCCUAAUGGCCUAAGGACCCUCUCGUUUUUGGCAUACGUGAACGUGUCUCACAACCAACUCAUUGGUGAAAUACCACAAGGAACACAAAUAACUGGGCAACCUAAAUCGUCAUUUGAAGGAAAUGCAGGGCUUUGCGGUUUUCCUCUUCAAGAAAGUUGCUUCGGGACUAACACACCACCAGCACAACAUCCUAAAGAACAAGAAGAAGAGGAAGAAGAUGAGCAAGUGUUAAACUGGAAAGCAGUGGCAAUAGGGUACGGAAUUGGAGUGUUACUUGGAUUGGCAAUAGCACAACUCAUUUCUUUAUAUAAACCGAAGUGGCUAGCUUCUCUGGUAAUUAAGAGCAGAAACUGUUAAGAUCUUUUUUGGUUUUGAGUUUGACCCUUCAAUGUUUGUCAAGUUGUUGUUGGUAUUGUAUUGUAAGCAUUUCUUUACCUUUCUUCUAUCUUUAUCUAUAAACUGAUGCUUUUGUGUCUAUUUUGUUUUCUAUAAAUAAGAAUGGUGAAUUCUUCGU
Messenger RNA from Arabidopsis thaliana (thale cress), 3939 nucleotides. It is a transcript of the gene RLP40, whose product is annotated as receptor like protein 40. The record is from RefSeq and is marked reviewed. NCBI's taxonomy places the organism in Eukaryota, Viridiplantae, Streptophyta, Magnoliopsida, Brassicales, Brassicaceae. Gene Ontology annotation, biological process: signal transduction. Gene Ontology annotation, cellular component: plasma membrane. The transcript has 2 exons. The coding region runs from base 1035 to 3782 and encodes 915 amino acids.